Messenger RNA from Branchiostoma floridae (Florida lancelet), 2903 nucleotides. Its product is annotated as gastrula zinc finger protein XlCGF57.1-like. Gene Ontology annotation, biological process: regulation of transcription by RNA polymerase II. Gene Ontology annotation, molecular function: RNA polymerase II transcription regulatory region sequence-specific DNA binding; DNA-binding transcription factor activity, RNA polymerase II-specific. Bases 110 to 1993 code for a protein of 627 amino acids. Lineage: Eukaryota; Metazoa; Chordata; Leptocardii; Amphioxiformes; Branchiostomatidae. The record is from RefSeq and is a predicted model, not a curated record. The transcript is spliced from 2 exons. Gene Ontology annotation, cellular component: nucleus.
CAUCUUGAUUUUCGGAGUAUCACGCACGAUUCGUUUUGCCUCCAGUUUGAGGCUGUUUUCAAGACAAUUCAACACAUCAGUAAUUGAUCAACCCAGUAAACAGGUAGAAAUGGACCAGAAAAACAGUGAGAUUGCAAUGGACGAUCUACUAACUACACACCCCGGAAACGAGACAGACAACAGCGACAAAUCAGACACGGGAAAACAGCAGGAUGAAAAGGGGAACAUCCCAUAUGGGGAAAAGAUCGGAGAAGAAUCUGACCAUCCUAACCUACAGGGUCAACAAACAAAGCAGUUAGACAGGCUUCAGGUUAAACGCUUUGCGUGUACGGAAUGUGAUUAUCGGGCAGCCACAAAAACUGAACUAUUGAGGCACACGAGAAGACAUACUGGUGAGAAACCCUAUAAGUGUGGAGAGUGCGGAUACAGGACGGCCGAUAAAUCUGCCUUAACCGUGCACAUGAGAAAACAUACCGGUGAGAGACCCUAUAAGUGUGACCAGUGCGACUAUUCUGCUGCCGCGAAGGAUACUUUAGACCAACACAUGACUACACACACCGGAGAAAAGCCCUACAUGUGUGGAGAGUGUGGGUACAGGACGGCUGACAGGUCCCGCAUAUCUGUACAUAUGAGAACACAUACAGGUGUGAAACCCUACAAGUGUGACCAGUGUGACUAUUCUGCUGCACAAAAAUCCAAUUUAGACCAACAUAUGGCUAAGCACACCGGAGAAAAACCAUACAUGUGUGGGGAGUGUGGAUACAGGACGGCUGUCAGAUCUAACCUAUCUGCACACAUGAGAGUACAUACAGGCGAGAAACCUUAUAAGUGCGACAUGUGCGACUAUUCUGCUGCAAAGAAAGACCAUUUAGAGUCACACAUGACCAAGCACACCGGCGAAAAACGCUUCAUGUGUGUGGAGUGCGGAUACAGAACUGCUCACAUGUCUUACUUAACCGUACACAUGAGAACGCAUACAGGUGCGAAACCUUACAAGUGUGACCAGUGCGACUAUUCUGCUGCAGUGAAAAGCAGGUUAGACGUACAUAUGGCUAAACACACCGGAGAAAAACCAUACAUGUGCGGAGAGUGCGGCUACUGUACGGCUCAUAGGUCUUACUUAACCGUACACAUGAGAUCACAUACAGGUGACAAACCUUACAAGUGUGACCAAUGCGACUAUUCUACUGCACAGAAAUCAAAUUUAGACCGACACAUGGCUAUACACACCGGAGAAAAACCCUACAUGUGUGGAGAGUGCGGAUACAGGGUGGCUGACAAAUAUACCUUAACCGUACACAUGAGAACACAUACAGGUGUAAAACCCUAUAAAUGUGACCAGUGUGACUAUUCUGCUACAACGAAAUGCCACUUAGACCAACACAUGGUUAGACACACCGGAGAAAAGCCCUUCAUGUGUGGGGACUGCGGAUACAGGGCGGCUUUCAAAUCUAGCCUAUCCAAACAUAGGAGAAAACAUACAGGUGAGAAACCUUAUAAAUGUGACCAGUGCAACUUUUCUGCUGCACAGAAAGGAAAUUUAGACCAACACAUGGCUAAACACACCGGAGACAAACCCUACAUGUGUGGGGAGUGUGGAUACAGAACUGCUCGCAAGCCUAACCUAUCUCGACACAUGAUCAAACAUACAGGAGAAAAACCUUUCGUGUGUGGGGAGUGUGGAUACAAGACGGCUCACAAGUCAAAUUUAACGAAGCACAUCCGACGACACAGGGGUGUGAAACCUUACAAGUGUCACCAGUGUGACUUUUCUGCUGCACAGAAAGGCGAUUUAGACCAACACAUGGCUCAACACACCGGCGACAAGCCCUACCAGUGCGGAGAGUGUGGGUACAGAACUGCUCGCAGAUCUAACCUAACCGUACAUAUGAGAAAACAUACAGGCAAGAAACCUUACAAGUGUGACCAGUGUGACUAUUCUGUCACAGAUAAGAGGUGUUUAAAGAAACACAUGGUCGUACACGCCUCUUGAACAACAACAGUUUGUUGGCUCCAUGAACAAGUACGUUAGGCCUGCACAUGGUCAAACAGUCUCAGAAAGACGGAAGAAAGGAAGACGGAAGAAACGAUGGGAAGACAACAUGGAGAAUGGACCGGGUUGAGUUAAGCAGAAGCCAUAAGAGCGGCGGAGAACAGAGACAGGUGGAGGAGAAUAGUGGAUGGAGUCAUGGUGCCCCAACGACCCAUACAGAGGUCAGGGGAUAGGUGAGGUGAGAUGAGGUGGUCAAACACUGGACGGUUGAACAGCAACAGUUUGUCGGCUCCAUGAACAAGUAAGUCGGGCCUGCACGUGGUCAAACAGACCGCUGAGAAACCCUUCAUAUGAUUAGAACGCGGGUUCACAGGGAUGCGGAACUUAAAUUUAGCGGCAUCUAGAGACUAUUCAAUGUACAAUAUUCAAGACUGUAGAAUCACGAUGAGGGAGGCGGCCCAAUCAAAAGAAGAAGUAAACGGCAUAUUACUGCUGUGAUGGCGAAUAGAUACUAAUAUUAUCGGUGAUAAUAAUACCUUAAUUAGGUGAAUGUCAAUAUAACGAUGCAGCCAUUGACUUUAUGCUAAUAUUUCAUACAUCAUAUCAAACGUUGUAUCAAAUGUAUUAUAUGUAGUGAUAGCAUUACUAGUAGUAGUAUGUUAUGAUGCUUUACAUUAUCAAAAUUCAUGUUCUAUGUUGUACAUCUACAAAAUAUCAAAAAUAAAAAAGUAAAAUCAAGUGUUUGUUUUAGACGUGCUGUUUAUACACAGUACAAAUCAUAGUUUAAAUAUCGAUUGCCAGAUAAAUGACCUGCGGGACAAAUAUCGGUAUUACAGCGCAGGCGCAGAUGGCCAACUCAAACGGAUAGGUGGCAUUGGCGAAAGUGCCUGUAGAAAUGUUUUUUCUUGGG